UUUAAAUAUUUUUUGAAGAUGCCUAAUGCGUAUACAGUGAUUCUUGCUCUACUGAGCAUCGGAAGUGUUGCUCUAGGCAACAACCUUGAAAAUAAUUUGAAAGAAGCUGCCAUAGAAGCUAAAAUCCUUAUCAAUAAGGUCGACAUACAAUUUUUUCUUGAAAUAGCUGAAGCAGUUGAGUCAAAUAAAAUUGCACCUGAAGAGGACAUUGAAAAGUGGCACGGAUAUGCUUCCGAGUUAAGAUCUUGGAAUGUCACAAUCGAGGAGGAUUAUCUUAUACCGCUAAGAAGGAUUGUGUCUCAUAUCCCAGUGCCCCAACUUUCAAGCACUAUAAAUACAUAUUUGAAUGGUGGAUACUCAAAGUUUGAGUCGGAUAUGCUUGAACGUAGUGAUCAACAAUAUACGUCUUUUAAAAUUAGGGCAACUAAUAUUAUAAAUGACGCAAAAAAUGCAGGCUAUACCAAUGAAAUCCUAAAUAACAAAUUAAAUGCUUUUCGUUAUUCAAGAAACCACUACGCACUAGAAUCCAAUUUUAAUGUUCUUCUCUCUUAUCUAAAUGGUUUGAAUCUAAAUUAAACUUCAGAAAAUAAAAAUUAAUUUGAGUUGCGAUACGCGAUACGAUAAUA
Molecule: messenger RNA, 626 nt
Organism: Drosophila sulfurigaster albostrigata
Lineage: Eukaryota; Metazoa; Arthropoda; Insecta; Diptera; Drosophilidae
Exons: 2
Coding region: 19-576 (185 amino acids)
Source: RefSeq, a predicted model, not a curated record